Molecule: messenger RNA, 1582 nt
Organism: Sphaeroforma arctica JP610
Lineage: Eukaryota; Ichthyosporea; Ichthyophonida
Exons: 10
Coding region: 53-1549 (498 amino acids)
Biological process (GO): metal ion transport
Cellular component (GO): membrane
Molecular function (GO): manganese ion transmembrane transporter activity; cadmium ion transmembrane transporter activity; iron ion transmembrane transporter activity
Source: RefSeq, a predicted model, not a curated record
GGAACGUUUCAGUUUUUAUAAAUUAUGGCAAUUCACAGGACCAGGUUUCCUAAUGUGCAUCGCAUAUGUGGAUCCAGGUAACAUCGAAUCGGAUCUUCAGGCCGGUGCACAAGGCGGCUAUCAAUUACUUUGGGUCCUAUUUUGGUCUACAAUCGUCGGAGGUAUGAUGCAAUGCCUAGCCGCCAGAGCUGGCGUGGUCACUGGCAAACAUCUGGCGCAAUUGUGCAGGGAAGAGUACCCACGAGUCCCUAGAUAUGCAUUGUGGAUCAUGACAGAAUUAGCCAUCAUUGGAAGUGAUAUCCAGGAGGUGAUAGGAUCGGCUAUUGCACUGGAACUGCUAUCCCACGGAUGGAUUCCUCUGUGGCUUGGAGUGCUCAUAACAGCGGCCGACACAUUCACUUUCCUAUUCCUAGACGGGUAUGGCAUCCGUCGCCUGGAGUUCUUCUUCUAUUUCUUGCUGUCCGUAAUGGUCGUGGCUUUCGGCACCGAAUACAUCAUCAGUGAACCCGAAACCGCCGAAGUUAUCAAGGGCAUUAUAUUCCCUACAAUGGACCACUCUCUCAUAUCACAAGCCGUAGGUAUGAUAGGGGCAGUGAUCAUGCCUCACAACCUCUUCCUGCACUCUGCGCUGGUUCAAUCACGCUCUGUCAACCAACGCAGCAAGAGCGCCGUUCGCCAGGCCAAUAUGUACUACGCCAUCGAGACGACAGGCGCUCUAUUGUGCUCGUUCCUGAUCAACCUGUUUGUCAUGGCUGUGUUUGCUAAAGGGUUCUACAAUGUGCCUGGGAUCAAAGCGGAUGACAUAGGCCUCCAUAAUGCGGGAGAGUAUCUAGGUAACCGCUACGGUCAGGUUGCUCUUUAUAUCUGGGCUUUCGGGCUAUUAGCAGCCGGCCAAAGCUCAACCAUGACAGGCACCUAUGCCGGCCAGUUUGUCAUGUCAGGAUUCCUCAAUCUAAAAAUAGAAAAGUGGAAGCGAGUGCUCAUCACUCGCACCAUAGCCAUCGUUCCAGCGAUCCUCGUCGCCACUUUCGCUAAAGCGAAUGUGGAUGGCCUUGAUGAGAUGUUGAAUGUGCUGCAGAGCAUCCAGUUACCGUUUGCGCUGCUGCCGCUGAUUCGGUUUACGUCUGAUGAGUUCAUUAUGGGCGAUUUCCAGAAUGGGAAGAAGCUACAGUUACUGGUCAAAACGUUAUCGGUGGUCAUCAUAUGCGUUAAUAUAUAUCUCGUUGUGGACAAAACGGCGGAUCUGUUACCACACACCUUUGUGAUGAUAGCGGGGAUGUCCUGCUUUGGCAUAGCCUAUCUCACCUUCUGCCUGUACGUGGCGUAUCCCGAGCUAUUCCACGCCAAUUUCUCGCAGUUGAUGGAGAGGGAUGGUACCUAUGUGAAACUUGUGAGUUGCGGCACAAUCUCUGAAGACGAUGAGGAUGAAGAGCCUCGCUCACAUGCCACGACGUUAUCUGAAGUGGUCGCAGAGGAUACGCCUCUACUGACAACUGAUGUAACGUCGACCUCGAGCAGUGAUGAUAAAAGGCACCACCAUGCUUCGUAGAUCAUCGUAAAAGGCACCACCAUGCUUCGUAGA